AUGCCCGCUGUGAUGGCCGUUGUAGAAGACGAAAAGGGCGAUAUCCUCCAGCUUCUAUUGUACAACCAGGCCGACGAUGGGGAGCCUUUUGUGCGUGAGGGUACUGUCAUGAUUCUGAAGGAACCGUUCUUGAAGACCAUGUCGGACGGUAGCCACGGGCUCCGCGUGGAUCACCUGUCCGACGUUGUGUUUCUCCCGGCCAACGAUAAACGGAUCCCGGUCGCAUGGCGGCAGAAACCUAAUCACAACGGCACUGCCCUGGCUUGGAAGGCGCAGGGCAGCAACCACUUCAAUAAAUCUGAAUAUCGGUCUGCGAUCGAGUGUUACACCCAGUCACUGACUUGCCCAUCGACCCCAGAAGAAAUGUGUACCACAAGGUUCAACCGGUCUCUGGCAUUCCUUAAGGUCGGACGAUACGAUGCCGCUCUGUUAGAUGCCGAGUUCGUGUCGACUACGACGGUAGCGGCUAGCAAGCUAACGGAGAAAGCGCGGCUCCGCAAGGCCGAGACGCUCUACGGGCUCGAGAGGUACCGCGAGUGUUACGAAGUGCUCAAGGAGUUCCAGCUCGACUAUCCCAACAACGCGGCUGCCGAAGUCCAGCGAACCCGCGCUAUCGCCCGGCUCGCCGAACAGAGGCACGGCAAGUACCACUUCAAGCGGUUGCAUGCCGAGGCCGCCGAGCGAAGGCCGCCGUACCUGGACCACGCGACCUAUAUCGGCCCCGUCCGGGUUCAAAACGCUGGCUCCCGCGGGCGUGGGCUCUUCACAACCAAAGCAGUCAAGGCCGGCGAUCUCCUCUUCUGUGAGAAGGCCUUCACAUACGCCUUUGACGAGGAGAACGCUGGCACUGGCGACACCAAACUACUAAUGGGCCAUGACGGUAGAGCCAUAAUUGGCUUGCAGGUGGACCUAAUUCACAUGACCAUCCAGAAGUUGCACCGCAACCCGUCAUUCAUCCCGGCCAUCACCAACCUCCACCACGGCUCCUACCAAGCAGCCGCCACCACCCAAAUCGAUGACCAGCCCAUCGUCGACACGUACGCGGGCUCGCUGGAUGCGGUAGAGAGUGGUGUAGAGGCGCUGGAAGGGACCUACGUGCGGCCGGCGGCUGAAGUGCCGCGGCUGGAGGUGUGGGAGAUUCUGUGGGAAGUUGUGGUGGCCGUGUGGGCGCGGAGGAGGACCGUGGCGGCGGAGCAGGCGGUCAGGCUGAUGCUCGCGGCGCUGAGAGCACUGGGCUAUGAUAUUGUAGGCGGGGAGCGGGGGACGGUGGUAGUUAGGGAGUGGGGGGUCGCGACCAGCGGCGCCGUCGAGUGCUGGCUGCUGCUGCGCGAUGCCUAUCGGGAGACGGCGCCGGAGCUGGUGGCGCCGGCUGAAGAGUAUGCGCGUACGGCGUACCGGAUUGUGGUUGGAGAGGACGAGACAUUUGCACCGUUUGGGGAGGAAAGGGGAGUGAGCGGACGUUCUACUACGACGACUACGCUCGUCACCACCACGGUCGACGCCCAUACCUUUGCCCCCAAGGCCAGCGGCUACAUCGCGCUGGAAAAGGUCUACUCGCGUACCGCCAUCUUAGGUGGCCACGGAGCCGAGCCCCCCCCCCCGACCCCCCAAUCUCAGUCAAAGUGCCCAUCGGCAAAGAAGCAGGGCAAAUGGACAGUAGAGGAAAACCACCGGAUUCUUAUACUCCGAGGAAGUGGUAUGACCUGGGACAACAUCUCAUCCUUCCUUCCGGGCCGGAGCUCCAUUAGCUGGCAAGCUCCUACGAGAGGUGAGGCUUACCAGCCGCAACCGCUCCCCUCAAUGGCUCAACGGCCAAAGUGUGAGUGGUCAAAGUCCCGGGCCCAAAACCGCUGGUGUCUCUCACCAAGAGCUCACCAACUCAAGCCGCCCCGGGCCAUGCGAAGAAUACGAAGGGGAUUCAGCCUCUUCAUCACCAACCGAAGGAAACCCCAAGAAGGGGUUUCGUAG
This is a messenger RNA of Chaetomium globosum CBS 148.51, 1968 nucleotides long. RefSeq lists its product as uncharacterized. The record is from RefSeq and is a predicted model, not a curated record. The transcript has 5 exons. The coding region runs from base 1 to 1968 and encodes 655 amino acids. Gene Ontology annotation, molecular function: protein binding. NCBI's taxonomy places the organism in Eukaryota, Fungi, Ascomycota, Sordariomycetes, Sordariales, Chaetomiaceae.